Messenger RNA from Aspergillus vadensis CBS 113365, 560 nucleotides. RefSeq lists its product as uncharacterized. The record is from RefSeq and is a predicted model, not a curated record. The coding region runs from base 56 to 331 and encodes 91 amino acids. NCBI's taxonomy places the organism in Eukaryota, Fungi, Ascomycota, Eurotiomycetes, Eurotiales, Aspergillaceae. The transcript has a single exon.
AAUAACCACCCCCAAUAAACCAAUCCAAUCCAGUCAAAUCCUCUACUCAUCCAAAAUGCCCUCCAAACCAGUCGCCUCCCCACCCCCGCAACCGAAGAAAGUCCACGGUGCUGUCCGCGACGACGACCUCCCCAUCGACGACUACGAGAACGCCUGGCACGAACAGCAAGAAGAAGAGGAAGAGGAAUACCGCGAGCAGAAUGAUAUCGCCUUCAAGGCUCCGAAUGUUGCUGCCGCGAGGAGGAUGAAUACCGGUACUGCGCCGAAUCCUGUCGAGGGGACGCGGAAGGGGACGACGGGGUCGGUUAAUAGGUCGAAGACGACGCAUUAAGUCUGUCUAUCUAUUCUUUCUCUUUCGUGAGCCAUGGGUGAUGUAUUUAUUGUAUUGGGGGUAGGUUAUGGUUUACGUUUGAAGUUGUGUGUAGUGUAUAUCAUGAAUCUAGUUUUUUGAAUUUCCCUUUUUAUCCAACCAAACCAGUCAUCAACAUCAACAUCAAUGUUAUAUACAACAAUCACAAUCUAUAAACAACCAUCAUACUUAUGCAAAAUGAAAAAGUGGU